Pseudovirgaria hyperparasitica is the source of this 8218-nucleotide messenger RNA. Its product is annotated as ketoacyl-synt-domain-containing protein. The transcript is spliced from 3 exons. Gene Ontology annotation, molecular function: oxidoreductase activity; phosphopantetheine binding; fatty acid synthase activity. Gene Ontology annotation, biological process: secondary metabolite biosynthetic process; fatty acid biosynthetic process. Lineage: Eukaryota; Fungi; Ascomycota; Dothideomycetes; Acrospermales; Acrospermaceae. The record is from RefSeq and is a predicted model, not a curated record. The coding region runs from base 453 to 7841 and encodes 2462 amino acids.
CGAAAGUCUUGGCUAUUCCCUUUUUCCCUUUCUCCCCCAAAACUUCCCAACUUCCCCAUCUCCCCCCAACUCCCCAACUCUCUUUCACUGACCACUGGCUGUCUCUCUAAUUCCUCCGCCAUCUCCCCCUUCUAUUCUCCUUGCCGAUAACCUUCACCACAAAUCCCUCUCUUUUAUCCCGUCCUCAAUGGCCUUCUCCCAACGUCCCAAACAUCUCUCUACCCUGCCGCUGACCCUUGUCCCGACUUCACCAUCAAUGUGCAUAUUCUACAUAUAUAUCCAUCGCCACUCCAUCUCCUCCCCACUCUCGCCCUCCAUUUAGCAUGCUGCGCUCUCACUCUCGGCCCUUUUCUUUUGGCUAUCCUUUCUUCCUCGUGCUGCUGGACUUCUUCAUACUCUGUGCGGACGUCUGCGACUCGCCUGUUGUUGUUGUUGCUGUUGUGUAGGAGGACAUGGCAUCGCAACACAAUCUCCAUUCGCCAUCUGCCAAAAGUGCCCCACAGUAUGACCCUGCUAUGCCAAUAGCUGUCGUAGGCCUUUCAUGUCGUUUUCCUGAUACCGCCACUUCUCCCCAGAAGUUCUGGGACUUCCUCGUCAAUGCUCGUUGUGCCUUGAAGGAUAUCCCCAAAGAUAGAUUCAACAUAGACGCCUUCUGGCAUCCCGACUCGAAAAGACAUGGCUCCAUCAACGUCCGUGGUGGCUACUUCCUGGAACAGAACAUUGCUGCCUUUGACGCCCCAUUCUUCUCCUUGACCGCUGCCGAGGCCGUAUCCACGGAUCCUCAGCAACGACUUCUACUCGAGACUGCAUACGAGGCUAUUGAGAAUGCCGGCAUCUGCAUGUCCCAGCUCGCCGGUAGCCAGGCCUCAUGCUACGUCGGCUCGUUCAUGAAAGACUAUCAACCACUCGCUGCAAUCGAUGCAGAGAAUCUGCCAGUCUACGGCUCCACUGGCCACAGCACUGCAUUUCUGUCCAAUCGGAUUAGCCACUUCUUCGACCUCAGAGGUCCUAGUAUGACCUUGGACACUGGCUGUUCCGGCUCGUCUGUCGCCUUCCACCUAGCCUGUGAGAGCAUCAGGACGGGAGAGGCCACCGUCGCUCUUGCAGGUGGCGUUGGUGCCAUACUUGCACCGGAUCCAAUCAUGAGCAUGGGUCAGCUGAACUUUCUCAGUCCAGAUAGCAAGUGUUACUCUUUCGACCACCGUGCCAACGGAUACGCCCGAGGCGAAGGCUUUUCCAUUCUGGUUCUGAAAUCCUUGGAUGAUGCGAUCCGCGAUAAUGACACGAUCCGCGCUGUUGUGAGGGCCUCUUCUGUCUGCCAGGAUGGCAAGACUCCUGGAAUCACUCUACCCAGCAGUGACGCUCAAGCUGAUCUCAUAGCGUCUACAUACCGCAAAGCACGUCUUAGCAUGCUCGACACACAAUACUUCGAGGCUCAUGGCACUGGGACAACUGCGGGAGACGCGGCCGAGUUGCGUGCAAUAGGACGAACAAUCGGCGCCAACAGACGACCUGGUGAGACCAUUCUGUGCGGCUCCGUGAAGCCAAACAUUGGUCAUCUCGAAGGCUGUGCUGGCCUUGCUGGCAUCCUCAAGGCUAUCAUGGCCGUCGAACAGGGCCUCAUUCCCCAAAAUCUAUGGUUUGAGAAACCCAGUCCGGAAAAUGACCUGGACGCCUACCGAGUGACCAUCCCCACAGAGCUCACAACCUGGCCUACCCAUGGUAUCAGGCGGGCAUCGAUCAACUGCUUUGGCUUUGGCGGAACAUUGGCCCACGUUAUCAUCGAUGAUGCUGCAAGCUACCUUCGAAAUCACGGGCUUGUCGGGAACCAUAAUGUUCUGUCCAUUGACAGCAUCUCGCCUUCGGAAGCUUCAAGCGAUAUGUCCUUUGAGAUCAUACAUGGGAUAGCCGAGCCUGAAAGCACAACAUCACCAAAGCUUUACGUGUGGUCUUCACCUGAGCAAAGUGGAGUCACGAGGCUGAUGAAUACCACUCACUCCUACCUAGAUGGCUUCCACCGCCCAGAUCUUGUGGACGAGGAGCUGGCGAGUAACUUGUCUUACACCUUGUGCUCUCGGCGCUCGACCUUUGCAUGGAGAUCUUUUUCCGUUGCAACUUCGACAACUGACUUGCAUACCGCGUUGGGCUCAAGCUUGACAGCUCCAACCGUCCAACGCAGUACCGACAAUCCGAAAAUCGCUUUCGUAUUCAACGGCCAGGGCGGCCACUGGGGAAGAAUGGGACAUGAGCUCCUCGUGUACGACACAUACCGUCAAAGUAUCGCUGCUGCCGAUAGGUAUAUGCAGAGUCUCGGAGCACCCUGGUCCGCCCUGACAGAGCUUUCCCGAAACCAGUAUGACUCAAAAUUGGACCAAGCUGAAUACAGUCAACCCCUGUGUACUGUCCUCCAGGUCGCGAUAGUCGACCUACUUUGCAGCUGGGACGUCAAACCGGUUUCGGUCAUCGGACACUCUAGCGGCGAGAUCGCAGCUGCAUAUGCGUCGCACAGAAUCUCAAGAGAGGAUGCCUGGUGUUUGGCAUACCAUCGUGGCCGCGGUAGCGCAGCGUUGGCACGAGACCCUGACGUACAGGGCAGCAUGAUGGCAGUCGGUCUGUCCAGACAUGAAGCAGAACAGGCCAUCAAAGACUCGGGCGUCAGUGAUGUUGUGGUGGCUUGCAUCAACAGUCCCAAAAACGUGACCCUCUCCGGAAACGCUGCUGGGAUUGAGAAGCUCAGAGCACAGCUCGAUGCUGACGGCGUGUUUGCAAGACUACUCAAGGUUGAAUGUCCGUACCACUCACCGUACAUGCGAAAGGUCGUGGACAAGUAUACCGAUGCAAUCAAGCACAUUCGUCCUACUGCCAAGCCGGAGAAUGGCGCCCCCAGGAUGUUCUCAACUGUGUAUCCUAACGAGCGUCAAUUGGAUCUUGGGCCAUCAUACUGGAUAUCUAAUCUGAUUUCUCCAGUCGAGUUUACCGCAGCGCUGGAAAAGUUAAUGGCGUAUAAUCUAGAUACAAAGCGUUACCACGAAGCCUCCCAUAGAGCAGAUAUUAUCGUUGAAAUCGGGCCCCAUGCAACAUUACAAUCUAGCAUAAGACAAAUAUUCGAGGGAAUGGGGCAGCCACAGCCUAUAUACGCUUCUACCCUGAUACGAAACAAGCAUUCUGCCCAAAGCUUAUUAUCUGCCAUGGGCACUAUAUGGGCCCAUGGGUACCCUGUCUCGCUAUCCAGCCUGUGCCGCAACGGGAGUACCGACUCGAAGCUAAUCACGGAUCUACCACCCUAUCCUUGGAAUCACUCCAAGCUUUACUGGCAUGAGGCUCGUGCAAGCGCUGCAUAUCGCUUUCGAAAACUGCCUCGCCUGGAUCUCGUAGGCGCGUUGACGCCAGACUCGAACAACAUCGAUAUGAAAUGGCGAAACACGAUUAGGGUCAAGGAAAUGCCAUGGGUCUUGGACCAUCAAGUCCAAGGUACCGUGCUGUACCCGGCUGCUGGCAUGCUAUGCAUGGUCCUCGAAGCAGCUCGACAGAUUUUGGAUACUGAGCAAGUCGUGCAAGGCUUCGAAUUGCAGAAUGUUAAGAUUGGCAAGGCUAUGAUUAUACCCACAACGCCACAAGGCUUGGAAACGAGCCUAACAAUACGACCAAAGGACACAGCAUCUCCAGCAUCACUGCCGCAGAGCACUCUGAUUCAUGCUUUCCACAUCACAGCACGGCUAGGCGAGCAGCCUUGGCAAGAGCAUUGCAGUGGGGAAUUCAGAGUGCUAUACAAGGACACAAAACUCACACAGCUACAUUGGACCAAAAGACAAGAGAUAUACAAACAAUCUUGCGUAGACGCUACGCCCGUGGCUCCCGCAGAUGUCUAUGCCAAAUUCGAGGCCACCGGCUUGAAAUACGGCCCAAUGUUCCAGACAGUACACCAAUUAAAACUAUCGCCAUCUGGCGUGGUGACGGCUACCAUCAGGAUUCCUGAUACCAAGUCUUCUCUACCAGAGAACUUUGAGCAGCCCCAUCUGCUACAUCCUACGACGCUCGAUGGCCUUUUCCAGACGGUUGUACUGACUGCCUCCGACUCAAUGGUGCCGACAUCAAUCGAACGUAUCUAUGUCUCUGCCGAUCUUCCCCAAAAUACUGGAGGAACAUUUAGAGGUUAUGCGACUUCGUCUCAGCAUGGUCUUCGAGGCGUGAAGGGUAACAUGAUAUUCGGAAAUGAGGAUUUCAGUGCACCGAAAGUGAUCCUCGAAGGUGUCGGCUAUACAAGAUUCGAUGCUCCUACCGAAGCAUCCAACGCAAGUACUUUUAUUGAUCCAAAGGCGAAGCUAUGUAGUGCCUUUGUCUGGAACGAGGACGUGAACCUCGGGACGAAGUCUAUCUCGACAUCCCUAUCACAUGACACUUCGAUCGACGAUUUCUUGUUACAUUAUUGCUCCAUUCUUGCGCACAAGACCCCGAAGGGGUCGGUCUUGGAGGUUGGCCAGCGGUCAAUGCCGUUCGUCGAGUCUAUGCUACUGCACUCGUUGCACAGCGCAGAGACUGCGCCGCCGUUCUUUCAAUACAACGUUACGAAUACCAAUGAUAAUGGGAAACGAAUUUGCGAGAAGCUCGAGAACUGGGCCGGACAUUUGGAAUUUAGGCCUCUGCAAAUACACAAAGAUCCGCAAGAACAAGGAUAUGUCGCUAAUACGUACCAUUUACUCAUCUUCAACGUCGACAGCGUUCAGCUUGAAGACGCUGGCGUGGUUUUGGACAAUCUGCGAUUGCUACUGAAUAUGGAUGCCAAGAUCAUACUGUUACAGCAAAACACGACGGGUGCUAGGAGCGAUUGGAACCCAACAAUUACAAAUGAACUUUUGGCUGCUCGAGGCUUCAACAGCAUUCAUCAGCGAUUCCAACGCGAUGGUUUCGCUGUUAUCUGCGGACUAGUUCGGCCUCAAUCGUCACCAAGCCUGCAAGUGGCUGAUGCUGUUGACGAAAUCAUUCUGGUCCAACCUACGGAAGUUUCUCAAGCAAUCAACGCACUCACAGACGCAGUCAAGGCGGAGCUUUUGAGCCAAGGCCAUAGUGCAGUGGUCAUGGAUGUCGAAACUGCUACUACUGCAUGCAAAGAUCGUAAAUGCAUAUCGCUGUUGGAGCUCGAGCGUCCGUUCAUCUCCGGCAUGUCCGAACAUGACUUUCAAGCAUUUCGACAGUUGACCAUGCACUCGUCCGGUACACUUUGGCUCACGCGAGGCGCACAAAUUGAAUGCUCCCGCCCUGAUCUAGCCCCUGUUCAUGGCAUCUUUCGAUCGAUGCGCAAUGAGGACUCUGGCUUGGCAUUGUACACGUUGGACCUCGACUGCGAGGACGAGUCACGGAGUGCGGCUAAAAAUGUGGUUGCUGUCUUCAGAAGUGUCUUUGUGGAAGAGUACGAUCGCGAGGAAUACGAGUAUGCAGUCCGCGACGGAAAAGUCAUGAUUCCGAGGGUCAAAGAAAUGAACAACAUGAACGAGCUGCUCCAGGUCGAGUGUGGUAGAGAAGCAAAGCUGGUGCAAACGUCAUUCGAACAGGAGCCAGGACCGCUAAGUCUGGACAUAGGAGCCGCUGGCCAAUACGAUUCAUUACGCUUCGUGGUAGAUGAACAGAUGAUGACAACAGAGCUGGCUGAUGACGAGGUCGAAGUUUCGAUCAAAGCGGUCCAUCUUCGAUCGGUUGACUACCAUACCUUCAGUGGCCAGACAACAAAUACCGUCCUCGGACAGUUUGCGGCUGGGUUCAUCUCAAGACUUCCACCAACUAAACAAGGCUCACGGGCGACAUUCUCUGAUCUACUCCUAGGUGACCGUGUCGUCAUUUUUGAACCUUCGGGUGGCCUGGUUCGGAACAGAGUGCGCGUACCACGCAGCUCAGUCAAGCUUCUCCCACAAGGAGUUCAAUACGAGGAAGCCUGUGCGUUGUCUCAUGAUGCUGUCGUUUCGCACAAAGUCUUGGGGCCACAUGCCCAUGCCACGAGCAUACUCUUACUAUGCACCACAAACGAAACAGCACUCAGUUUGAUAAGAUAUAUCAGCAUGAGCCAUCAGCAUGAGAGCACUAGAGUCUGGAUAGUCGUCAAGAGCCAAGCACAGAAAGCGGAUCUGAUCAGAAGAUGGCGCAAGCUCUUUGCAAUGCACGAUAGCAUCUUCUUCAACCAAACUACUAUCUUGAUCGAGGAUGAACAGGACUGUGCUGAAGUGAUACUAGAGGCAACAGGGCAAGAGGGUGUUGAACUAGUGGUACUGGGUCAGGACGAGGAGAUCACUGAUGCGGUUUGUGACUGUCUAUCUCAAGAUGAAGGCAGUCGCAUUGUCCAUGUGAUCGACAUUCCGUGGCUACAGAAACAGAAGCCCCUCGUCCUACCAGAUACGACAAUGCCAUUCACCUAUACCAGAGUUGACCUCAACGCUUCCAUGUCAAGACGAGCUCGAAAAGGCAACCACCAAUUUCAUGACGCCAUGACGAAAGCAUUCAGCAUGCCGCGAGUCAUGCGGAAUCUGGAAGGUACACGGAUCUAUGACAUGUCCCAGAUCUCCUCCGCGCUGAAUGAUUUGAGCCAAUCGUCUGAUCCAGUCGUCGUCACGUCCAAUGCUUCCACAACGGUCGCAGUGGUGCCUAGACCAAGUUCGCUCGCGCUAAGACAGGAUGCGACGUAUAUGAUUGUUGGAGGCUUUGGUGGCGUUGGCCACAGUCUGGCUCAAUACCUCGUCAGACAUGGCGCCAAGUAUUUGGCCAUCAUCUCCCGAUCCGGAGCGAACAGCCCUGACGCUUAUAAGAAGAUGGUCGAGUUGGAGCAAAUGGGAGCGUCAGAUGUCAAGGGUUACGCCUGUGACGUGUGCAACUUUGGAGAGCUGAAGGACACCAUCACCCGAAUCGAAUGCGAGCUUCCUCCCUUGGCUGGUCUCAUCCAUUCCGCCAUGUCUCUUUCCGACACCUUGUUUGAAAAGAUGUCUUACGACACCUACUGUACAGCAGCGAGACCGAAGAUUGAAGGGUCGUACAAUCUCCACACCCUCCUCCCGAACAAUCUUGACUUCUUCAUCCUCAUGAGCAGCGUAGCAGGCGUCGUAGGCACACGAGGCCAGGCCAAUUACAAUGCCGGUAACGCUUACCAGAACGCACUUGCAACAUACCGUCAGACUCAAGGCUUACGCGGGUCUGCCAUUGCUCUUACCGUCACCACCGGCGUUGGCUGGCUUGCAGGAAGUGAAAAGUCUGGUAUCGUCGAGGGGUUGAAGAGUGACGGUGUGGGAACUAUUACGAUGGAAGAAGUUCAGGCCCUUCUGACGCCCCAUUUCUCGACGAGGCCGGAUACACCAGACGCGGAUCUUCCACCCGCCGAGACUAUACUCGGCAUCUCGUCCGGCGGCCUGCUUGCCCAGUCCUCCAUCUUCAACCCGCUCUGGGCCCACGACAACAGGUUCUCCUGGUACCGCCGCCUCGACCUCAUCCCGGAGCCCACAAACUCAACAUCAACCCCAACAAUGACAGCAACGAAAUCCGCAUCUCUCAACAUGCUCCUCCCAGGCGCUGCAUCGCUCCAAGCAGCAACCACAUUCGUCCUCGACGCACUCGUCGCCAAGCUGGCCUCCAGUCUCCUCAUGCCCGAAACAGACAUCGACACCUCGAAGCCCAUCAGCAGCUACGGCGUCGACAGUCUCGUGGCUGUCGAAGUGCGUAACUGGAUCUUUAGGGAGGCGAGGGCGCAGGUCAGCGUGUUUGAGCUGUUGGCUGGGGGCCCUAUCAAGGGUAUGGCUGAAAAAAUUGCGCGGAAGAGCGCGCUGGUUGGGAGGGGUGUUUUGGAUGUACCGUCGUCGCCUGCGUGAGUGUGGGUGUGAGAGGGCGAUGGGGAGGGGUGGGUGGAGGCAUUGAUUAGAUUGCGUAGACGCAUGGAUUAGACGACCGUUACGAAGAACGCAUUUUCGGGUAUGUUAUCGUUGGGAUUUUUGGGAGGUUUGGUUUAUAUGGGCGGCAGCAUUUAUACUGUUUUGUGAGAGUGGAGUUGGAAGGGAUAGAUAUAACGUCCGCGCAUGUCAUGACUAUACUAUACUGUAUAUGUGUGGAUUUUUGGGAUUAUUUUUGUCGAUUAGUAUAUAGUAGCGUGAGGUAUAGAAGUAUAUAGGUCUAUAAGUCUAUAAGUCUAUAAGUCUAUCAGUGUGUAGGUCUCUAUAAGAAGAUUACCGACGCCAGCAUGCGCAUGGGC